This is a messenger RNA of Fragaria vesca subsp. vesca, 1544 nucleotides long. RefSeq names its product mannose-6-phosphate isomerase 2-like. The transcript is spliced from 4 exons. Gene Ontology annotation, cellular component: cytosol. Gene Ontology annotation, biological process: GDP-mannose biosynthetic process; carbohydrate metabolic process. NCBI's taxonomy places the organism in Eukaryota, Viridiplantae, Streptophyta, Magnoliopsida, Rosales, Rosaceae. The record is from RefSeq and is a predicted model, not a curated record. The coding region runs from base 50 to 1354 and encodes 434 amino acids. Gene Ontology annotation, molecular function: mannose-6-phosphate isomerase activity; zinc ion binding.
CGGGUGUUGUUCUGCUUCUCACUUGCUAAUUUCUUAGCCAGAUUGAUCAAUGGAGAAGUCAAUGAUCGAGAAGUCAAUGAAGCCUAAGCAGACGAGUGUUCAGAGGCUGUGCUGCUCUGUUCAGAACUAUGAUUGGGGGAAGAUAGGCCCGGACUCUGAGGUGGCCAGGCUCUAUGCUUCCAAUUCCGGCUCUGAAAUCGACCCGGAAAAGCCUUAUGCUGAGUUUUGGAUGGGAACUCAUGAUUCAGGACCCUCAUUCUUGAUUCAGAAGGACCUCAAUGGGAUGUCCAUGUCCCUCAAGGAGUGGAUUUCGACCAACUCGAAUGAGCUGCUUGGUCAUAAAGUCGUCCAGAAGUGGGGCUCUGACCUCCCUUUCUUGUUUAAGGUGCUGUCUGUGAGGAAAGCAUUGUCGAUACAGGCUCAUCCGGAUAAGGAUUUGGCCAAACUUUUGCACAAGUUUAUGCCGAGUGCUUACAAGGACGAUAAUCACAAGCCUGAGAUGGCCCUUGCUAUAACUCAUUUUCAGGCUCUUUGUGGCUUUGUCACUCUUGAGGAGCUUAAAGGUGUGCUUGAUAAUGUCCCUGAGAUUGUACAAGUGGUUGGUAGUGAAGUAGCAAACCAAGUGUUUGACACCACAAAUGAAGAUGGGGAAGAUAAAGUCAAGUCUGUUCUGCGUUUAAUUUUUACCCAACUCAUGUCAGCAACCAAAGAGAUUGUGACUACAGCAACGACCAAACUGAAAAAUCGCUUACACAUGGAAAAUCAGGUGAGGCAGUUGACAGAGAAGGAGCAACUGGUGUUGGAAUUGGAAAGGCAGUAUCAUGAUGAUGUUGGUGUCAUAUCUGCUUUCUUUCUCAACUAUGUCAAGCUUAGUCCCGGAGAAGCAUUAUACCUCGGAGCAAAUGAACCUCAUGCCUAUAUGUUUGGUGACUGUGUCGAGUGCAUGGCAACUUCUGAUAAUGUAGUCAGGGCCGGCCUCACUCCCAAGCAUCGGGAUGUCAAAACCCUUUGUUCUAUGCUCACAUAUAAGCAGGGCUGCCCUGAAAUUUUGAAAGGAGUUGCCUUAAAUUCUUAUGUGACAAGGUACCUCCCACCUUUUGACGAGUUUGAGGUCGAUCGGUGCCAUCUUCCCCAGGGAGAAUCAGUGGAAUUUCCUGCAGUCCAAGGUCCUUCCAUUUUCGUUGUCACUUUUGGGGAGGGAAUCAUAUAUACAAGCGAUUUUACAGGAGAUAUAAAUAUCACACAAGGAGAGGUUCUUUUCGUGCCUGCAGGUACGGAAAUUGGCAUAACAAGUGCAUCUGAGUUGCACAUAUAUAGAGCCGGAGUGAACAGCAUGUUCUUUCAACUCCCAUAAUUCCAGAAUCCAUGAGCUUCUUGGGAGAUACAAACAAGCUGUUGCUAUAGCAUGUUUGAUAUUAAGAUAGAAAACUAUAAACUAUAGAAUUGUCAUGUAAGUGUCUUUGCAAUGUAUGUAGUAUAUAAGAAUCGAAUAAGAAUUGAUCGAUCUAGUUCUAAAUUAUUGGGAAAGAAAAAUUAUAUCUAUC